Didymodactylos carnosus is the source of this 929-nucleotide messenger RNA. Lineage: Eukaryota; Metazoa; Rotifera; Eurotatoria; Philodinida; Philodinidae. The record is from the annotation of a GenBank genome assembly.
UGAAACGACUCGGUUUCUCGUACAAGCAGACUUCCAAAGUUCCUGUUCCUUUGGAUGCUCCUUCUUUUGUCUCUCAGAGGGCUGCUUACUUUCGUCGUAUUGAUGAUCUACGAGCAUCGGGAGCACAUAUUUACUGGCACGACGAAACAUGGGUUAAUGUUGGAGAAGAAAAGAGAAGUAUAUGGUUGGAUGAAGCGAAUGUUGGUCGUAUUAGAAAAGGGGAUGGCAAGGGUAAAAGGCUGGCAAUAUCGGCAAUGAUUAAUGAAGAGGGGUUCCACAAGGAUAGUGUUGACAUUUUUACCUGUGCAGUUGAUCACAAUAUGAAUUCGAAGCAUUUUCUCGAAUGGAUCUCAAGAUCUGCUUCACAACUUCGACAAAAACAUAGCAAGGAUGAACGAAUUGCACUUAUUAUUGAUAAUGCCACCUGGCAUAAUGUUCUCACGGUCGAAUCAUCUCCUCCGAAAAGAGCAUGGCCAAAAGCAAAAUUACACCAGUGGCUCAAAGAUCAUGACAUUCCUUUCGAUCAAAGGAUGAAAAACAGCGAACUACGCGACAUUGCCUUUAGUCAUGUACCACGAAAAGAAUACUUGACAAACAUUGCUGCAAGUGAAUUUGAUGUGGAAAUUAUUCGACUCCCUAUCAAGCAUUGCUGCUUCAACCCUAUUGAACUAUGCUGGGCUCAAUUAAAAGGCCAUGUAAGACGCCACAACACCUCCUUCAGACUCAGUGAUAUUCAACGACUUUCUAACGAAUAUAUUGACUCAUUAAGCGACUGCUCUCAAUACAUCGAACAUGCCAAGAAAGCCGAAGAUGUUUUUAAACUCGGUGAUAAUUUCGUAGAAGAAACUAUUGAUCCUGAACUGGUGGACGAAGAUGAGGAAGAGGAGGAUCCAUUUUGGAUAAAUUCUAACGAUGAAGAAGACUCAUGA